Messenger RNA from Cavenderia fasciculata, 1383 nucleotides. RefSeq lists its product as uncharacterized. The record is from RefSeq and is a predicted model, not a curated record. Lineage: Eukaryota; Evosea; Eumycetozoa; Acytosteliales; Cavenderiaceae. Gene Ontology annotation, cellular component: centrosome; early endosome; ciliary basal body. Gene Ontology annotation, biological process: positive regulation of protein localization to cilium; positive regulation of cilium assembly; regulation of cytokinesis. Bases 1 to 1383 code for a protein of 460 amino acids. The transcript has a single exon.
AUGUCAAAGAGCAAGAAAGAGAAUCCAUUCUCUUUCUUUAACUUUGGUAAUAAUGAUGGUGGUAGUGCAGGAGGAGUGCCACCACCACCAACAUCAAAUGCACAACCAAUAUCUUCAUCUCCAUCAGAGACUGUUUCAUCGUUACCUGUAUUUACUCCUCCUUCAACUAAACCAACCUCUGCCUCCUCCUCCUCCUCCUCCUCUACAUCCAAUAGAUCAUCGUCAAAGAAACAAGCAGUAAAACUAUUUGAUAGUGAAGAUGAUGACGAUGACGACGAUGAUGAUGACGAUGAUGACGAUGAUGACGAUGAAGUAGUAGUGGACAAGAGUAAACUCCCUGUAAUGUCACAACCAAAACCAAUUGUAAAUAGUAAUAAUAACAACAAAACCAACUUAAAAUCAAGUAAUAAUAGCGUAUCAACUCCAACUCCAACACCACCACCAACUACAACAAGUGUUGUAGGUUCGAUUAAUAGUAAUAGUGUUGGAAGUAGUAGUAUUAUAGGAACUGCUGCUGCUUCACAACAAAAAUUAAAUCCUUCAAGAUUAGGUAAAUUAUUUGGAGGUAAUCAAAUGGAAAAUGACGAUCUGGUUGGUGAUGAGGAUAGUUUAGCUCCUCCAAUAUUGGCUGCUGCUGCUACUUCUGCUGCUGCUGCCAACUCACCAUCAUCAAAUGGUAUGCUAUUACCAACUAGUUUGAAGCAACCACCUGCAACACCCCAACCUUCUGCUGCCGCCACUGUUUCUGUUACAUCUCCUCCACCUCCAAUAGUUACUCCUUCUACCACUACACAACCAAUACCUCCACCACCUCCACCAACUACUUCACCGGUUGUAGAGAUAGAUGUAGAUAGUAGUAUAAUAGAAUCAAUGAAACAACAAAUCGAUAAACUUUUACAAGAGAAUAACCAAUACAAAACAUAUAUUAAACAAUUAAAGGUGAAAUGCAAGCGGACAGACAAUGAAAAAGAGGUGUUGGAGCAACGAGUACAACAAGCAGAACGACGUCUAGAAGAAUUCAAAAUCAAAGAAACCAAUGAAACCAAGAUAAUGGAAGAUAUGAUUGCCAACGUAGAGGAGAAUCUCUUGGCAUCCAAGAAACGUGCACAAAACGCCGAGCAGCAAGUCGAACAGCUGCGAUACGAAUUGUCAUCGUACCAAGCAACUGGAGGCUCCCACGAAACAAACGAAUUGAAAAAUAGACUGGCAGAUGCCAAAGAAAAGGGACGUAUGGUACAACAUCUUCUCCAACAAGCUGCUAGUGAUGCCGACAAUAACAUCAAAAAUCUAUUAAGAGGUGUUGAAACAUUACAAAAUGUUUCCAUGAUCCUAACUUCAAUAGAUAAAGUUUCAACAAUGAAUAAUAAUAAUAAUAAUAAAUAA